This is a messenger RNA of Lachancea sp. 'fantastica', 975 nucleotides long. The record is from the annotation of a GenBank genome assembly. NCBI's taxonomy places the organism in Eukaryota, Fungi, Ascomycota, Saccharomycetes, Saccharomycetales, Saccharomycetaceae.
AUGUCUGCCGACGUAUCGCGAAUCUUGCCACCAGACUACCAUCUCAAAGAAGCAGAACCGGAACACUGUCCUGGUCCAGAAUCCGAGAAAGCCGGUCAAGGCGAUGCCUGCGACGGAUGUGCCAACAAAGAGAUCUGUGAAAGCUUACCGAAGGGCCCGGACCCAGAUAUCCCGCUAAUCACGGAAAACUUGGCUGGAAUAGAACACAAAAUUCUAGUUCUGUCAGGAAAAGGAGGUGUAGGAAAAUCAACUUUCACGUCGAUGCUUUGCUGGGCUUUGUCAUCGGAUGAAGAUUUGCAAGUAGGAGCCAUGGAUCUGGAUAUUUGUGGGCCCUCGCUGCCGCGUAUGCUAGGUUGCAAUAAUGAAAGUGUUCAUGAAUCAAAUACCGGCUGGUCGCCGGUAUACGUGGCUGACAAUCUGGCAACGAUGUCGAUCCAAUUUAUGCUUCCGCAAGACGAUUCUGCUAUUAUAUGGCGUGGGUCCAAGAAAAAUGCAUUGAUCAAAAGAUUCUUAAAAGACGUGGACUGGGACGCUUUGGACUACCUAAUAGUGGACACCCCACCGGGCACGUCUGAUGAGCACAUUUCAAUCAAUAAGUACAUGAAGGAAUCUGGGAUCGAUGGUGCUUUGGUUGUGACCACACCCCAGGAAGUCGCUUUGCUUGAUGUUCGCAAAGAAAUCGAUUUUUGUCGGAAAGCGGGUAUCAAGGUUUUGGGAUUGGUCGAAAAUAUGAGUGGAUUUGUUUGCCCAAAUUGUAAGGGCCAAUCUCAGGUUUUCAAACCCACUACCGGAGGAGGCCAAAAAUUAUGCGAGGAACUGGGUGUUCCGUUCUUGGGAUCUGUCCCACUCGAUCCAAGAGUGGGUAGAUCUUGCGAUGAAGGCAAAAGUUUUUUGGACGACUUUCCGGAGAGCCCUGCUUCUGUGGCUAUCUUGAAUGUUGUGGAGCGACUCCGCGACGCCGUUGGUGAUGUAUAG